UACAUAGCUGCAGUUUUGGUGCCUUGUACAUGUAUUGCCGGGGACCGAUCUGUUGACAAUGCACGUUAGGAUAAAUUCGUUACUGCAGGCUUUAUUUCUGGUUUUUCCUUUUGCUACAAGUUUGCAAUGGAAUUAUGGUUCAAAUUUUCAAAUGGCAAAUAAGUUCUUGUUCGGCUUUCCAAGCCAUUUCGGCCCGGCUCCGUCCCGAGGAAAUUUUGCCCCCAGAGCGAUGACAUUUCGCCCUGAGCUGCCGGGUUUUCAAACCAUAUUCCUUCCAGAUUUCGGAAAAGACAGCUGUUUUGCAAGUGUCAAAAAUGCUUUUGAUCGGAAUUUUCCUUACCUGCCUCCAGGUCUGAGGAAACUUGACAUGGUCAGCGCUCAGCCCUCCCCCCGGGGCAUAUAUCAGCUCCCUCCUUCCGUAAGCCCAGUAUACGGUUAUGAAGAAGGUCCGAUCUUUGUACCAUACAAGCUCUCUAACAGUCGGUUCCCCAUGUAUGUCGGCAUCGAUAGACAGACCUAUAAACCGGUUUAUCCCCAGCUGAAGGUUUUGAUUCCGUAUUCAAAGCUCGUGACAACUCAGAAGCCGAACGGUAGAAAUUACGUCAUCUACUUACCCUUUCAGCCCGAUGGAUUCCGAAACGAAUCCUGCGGAAUACCAAUCUAUAUUCCGAUCCCAGGUAAAGAUGGCGAGUUUUAUAACUACCAGGAACAUUCACUGGAUGUAGCGCCAUAUCCCUCCAGCUAUAAACUGGGCGGCCAGUUUCCAAAUCGGCCUAGUCUUGGAUUUCCUGGAGCGGCGUCCGCUGUUGGAUUUUCAAUGGGAGAUGCUGUAGGAGCCAUCACAGACGGAUAUGGGGAAUCUUUACCAAUUCCUUCGGCAGGUCAUGCAUUUCAUGGAUAACGAUUCUG
Molecule: messenger RNA, 909 nt
Organism: Magallana angulata
Lineage: Eukaryota; Metazoa; Mollusca; Bivalvia; Ostreida; Ostreidae
Exons: 2
Coding region: 59-901 (280 amino acids)
Source: RefSeq, a predicted model, not a curated record